This is a messenger RNA of Paraglomus occultum, 582 nucleotides long. The record is from the annotation of a GenBank genome assembly. Lineage: Eukaryota; Fungi; Glomeromycota; Glomeromycetes; Paraglomerales; Paraglomeraceae.
AUGACAUCCGUUCUUUUGACCCGUUUGGCCAGAUAUAACGUCUGGGCCCAUACACAGCUUCUUCAAGCCGUCAAAAAUGUCAGUGACGAACAUUACAAAGCUCACGCCGGACUUUUCUUUAGAUCAAUUCACGGAACACUUAAUCAUUUGUUACUGGCUGACAAAAUAUGGUAUGCUCGUUUGACAUCUGCAAUUGAUACACAUGAAUAUGCGUCGAACCGCGAGUUUUGGGUGAAAACCGAGGGCCAAGACCCACAUGAUUCGACCGGAUGCAUUUGGGAAGAGUAUAUUACGAAUCGGAAAGAGUUGGAGAAGAUGAUUAUUGAACAGGCCAAACUCUGGAUCCCUCUUGUUGCGUCUGAGCCCGAUGAUCUAACAUUAUCUUCCGCUGUGUUGGAACAUAGAAAAAUGGGCGGUACUCUAGUUAGACGAAGUAAAUUAGAGUGUCUUAUUCACAUAUUCAAUCAUGCCACUCAUCAUCGAGGACAGGUCACUGCUGCUAUUACUCGUUUUGGAUAUAAAUCUCCUGUAUUGGACUUGGCAGCUUGUCCUCCCGACUACGAUCCUGAUGAAGAAUCAUGA